UGGGCUGCAGCUGGAAUGAGAAUGGGUCAAUGAGAAGCAUAAACAGGAGACUUAAUAACAGUAGAACUCAUCGAAAUCUUUAAAAGCUGAAGUAAACGCAGAAAUUUAGACUGGGUGACAAACAUGAAGCGAGAUGUCAGGAUAUUGUUAUUGGGGGAACCCAAGGUGGGAAAGACAUCAUUGAUCAUGUCUCUGGUUGGGGAGGAGUUUCCUGAGCAGGUUCCCCCCCGUGCUGAAGAGAUCACCAUCCCCGCCGACGUCACUCCCGAGAAGGUGCCCACGCACAUUGUCGACUACUCGGAGAGCGAGCAGACGGAUGAGGUGCUGCAACAAGAAAUUGUCAAGGCCAAUGUGGUGUGUGUGGUUUAUGACGUCACUCAAGAGGACAGCAUUGAGAAGAUCCGAACAAAAUGGAUCCCUUUAGUGAACGGUGGCGCAGAGAAGGGAAGCAACAGGGUCCCCAUCAUCCUGGUGGGGAACAAGUCGGACCUCCGCUGCGGGAGCUCCAUGGAGUCCAUCCUGCCCAUAAUGAACCAGUUCUCUGAGAUCGAGACCUGCGUGGAGUGUUCAGCCAAGAACCUGAAAAACAUCUCAGAGCUCUUCUACUAUGCUCAGAAAGCUGUGCUGCAUCCAACUGCCCCGCUCUACGACCCUGAAGAUAAACAGCUAAGGCCCAUGUGUGUUCGAGCCCUCAGUCGAAUCUUCACCAUCUCCGACCAAGACAAUGACAGGAUUCUUAGUGACAGCGAACUCAACUGCUUUCAGAAACUGUGUUUCGGGAACCCGCUGGCCCCGCAGGCUCUGGAGGACGUGAAGACAGUGGUGUGGAAGAAUACUAGUGACGGGGUGCAGGACAAUGGCCUGACGCUUAAUGGCUUCCUGUUCCUCAACACGCUGUUCAUUCAGAGGGGCCGGCACGAGACCACCUGGACCAUCCUGAGGAAGUUCGGCUACGAUGACUCGUUGGAGCUGACAGACGACUACCUUCACCCUCAGCUGCACGUUCCUGCGGGCUGCUCCACGGAGCUCAAUCACCUGGGCUUCGAGUUCCUUCAGAGGCUGUUUGAAAAGUACGACGAGGACAAGGACUCUGCCCUCUCUCCUACGGAGCUGAAGAAUCUUUUCAGCGUGUUUCCCUCCGUGCCCUGGGACGCGGACGUGUACACGGCAGUGCCCCUUAACGAGGAAGGCUUCGUUACGCUGCAUGGGUACAUGUGUCAUUGGGCGCUGACAACAUACCUGAAUGUCCAACGCUGCUUGGAGUACCUGGGCUAUUUGGGCUACCCUGUCGUCACUGAGCAGGAGUCCCAAACUGCAGCAGUGACGGUCACACGGGAGAAAGCCCUGGACCUGGAGAAGAGACAGACCCAGCGCACUGUGUUUCUCUGUAAAGUGAUUGGACCUCGUGGCACCGGCAAGACCGCCUUCCUGCAGAACUUCCUGGGCCACAGUUUAUCGAAACAGCAGAGUCAUUCUGGUGCCUUGUCCUGCUACGCCGUAAACACUGUUCAAGUCAACAACCAGGAGAAGUUCCUGAUCCUGUACGAGGUGGACGUGGACACGGAGCUCCUCAAGGUCUCUGAUACAGCGUGCGAUGUGGCCUGUCUCAUGUAUGAUGUCAGUGACCCCAAGUCCUUCAGCUACUGUGCCAGUGUCUACAAGCAGCACUAUAUGGACAGCAGCAUACCCUGUGUGCUGGUGGCCUCCAAGGCUGACCUCCCCGAGCAGAGGCAACAGCACGGAGUUGCCCCUUCGGAGUUCUGCUACAAGCAUGGGCUGCCGCCUCCCUUCACCUUCUCCUGUAUUGGUUUCGACUCCUCCAGCGCCUCCAUCUACUCCAAGCUGGCCUGGGCCGCCAUGUUCCCGCACCUGAAUGGCUCAGACAUGAGCAGCACCUCCUUCUGGCUGAGAGUGACACUUGGGGCCGCUGUUGUGACAGUCCUGGGCUUCAGUAUCUACAGAGCUCUCAUCAGGCAGAAAUAGACCGCCUAAACCACCCACCUCCAUUUCCCCUUACAGACUGACUGACACUCCAUCAACAGACUUGCCACAUGGGAAAGGGUGUGGCAUAUGCUAGCAUCAUAAUUAAAUUCCUGUUCUCUUACUUUUAA
Molecule: messenger RNA, 2111 nt
Organism: Anguilla rostrata (American eel)
Lineage: Eukaryota; Metazoa; Chordata; Actinopteri; Anguilliformes; Anguillidae
Gene: rhot2
Product: ras homolog family member T2
Exons: 19
Coding region: 124-1983 (619 amino acids)
Biological process (GO): mitochondrion organization; small GTPase-mediated signal transduction
Cellular component (GO): mitochondrial outer membrane
Molecular function (GO): GTPase activity; calcium ion binding; GTP binding
Source: RefSeq, a predicted model, not a curated record